CGCGACUGUUCUCAACAUUUGCCACGCGCGCGCGGUGCUCACUCAGUCAGGGCCACAGACUCCGUGCAAAGAUCACGCGUGACAAGCAUCAAUGACCGUCUGGUCCUUGCCUUGUCUCGUUGCGCUCGAGUGGGUGAGCGACAGCGCCGAGCCUAGCGCUCACAGGAUGGUGAUCAGAAUUCGGCAGCUUGGAUCACCCGCGUGCCAGGCGGAACGGAUCUCGCUGAUUCGCCAAUGUGCGUCUCGGCGAGAUACUGCCGCCUUGAAGCUGUUGAACACGUUCAAGCUGCCGCUUGAUCUGAAUGUAAUCCGCUUUCGCUAGUCGAGGCUGCCGCUAUGCGAUCGGCUGCGCUAGCAGCGGACGGCGCUCUUUCCAAUGUGAACGCAGCGGUCUCGAAUAUUGUCGAAAGUCAGAAAUCAUGCGGACU
Mixia osmundae IAM 14324 is the source of this 428-nucleotide messenger RNA. RefSeq lists its product as uncharacterized. Lineage: Eukaryota; Fungi; Basidiomycota; Mixiomycetes; Mixiales; Mixiaceae. The transcript has a single exon. The record is from RefSeq and is a predicted model, not a curated record. The coding region runs from base 92 to 322 and encodes 76 amino acids.